UGCCCUAAUACCCCGAUGGCUUCCUCCUACAGCUUCUCAUCGUCCCUCAAUCGAUCAAGCAAGAAAUCAACAGUGAACGAUCCAAAAACUUGUGAUUGUGGGUUCCCUGCACGUAUUCUAACGUCAACAACACCAAAGAAUCCAGGGAGGCGUUUCAUGGUAUGCAAUGAGGGUAAAUGCAAAUAUUGGAAAUGGUUGGAUGUAGAACCUGUAAUGGAAGUGGUGGAGGGAAUGGAAGCUGAAAUAGUAGCAUUGAAGACUGAAGUAGAGAAGGUGAAGGAAGACAUGGAACAAAUGAAGAAGGAAAAGCAUUAUCUUAACUUCUUGUUGGAAUGGAAUGAAGUAAUUUUGACUAGAAUGGAAUCACAAACUAGUAAUUUUCACUGGAAUGGAAUCACAAACUAG
This is a messenger RNA of Lactuca virosa, 405 nucleotides long. The record is from the annotation of a GenBank genome assembly. NCBI's taxonomy places the organism in Eukaryota, Viridiplantae, Streptophyta, Magnoliopsida, Asterales, Asteraceae.